Molecule: messenger RNA, 1706 nt
Organism: Chaetura pelagica (chimney swift)
Lineage: Eukaryota; Metazoa; Chordata; Aves; Apodiformes; Apodidae
Gene: AKT3
Product: v-akt murine thymoma viral oncogene homolog 3
Exons: 13
Coding region: 114-1553 (479 amino acids)
Biological process (GO): protein phosphorylation
Molecular function (GO): protein serine/threonine kinase activity; ATP binding
Source: RefSeq, a predicted model, not a curated record
CCAGGCUGACUCAUCAGUAGAAACAGGGAAGAGCUGCAGAAGAAAAGCCAAACAGACAAGCUGAUAACUGAGAGAAAUACUCCUUUGAGUUGGGGCUUCAGAGUGGAGCCAUCAUGAGCGAUGUUACCAUUGUGAAGGAAGGCUGGGUUCAGAAGAGGGGAGAAUAUAUAAAAAAUUGGCGGCCAAGAUAUUUCCUGCUAAAGACAGAUGGCUCUUUCAUAGGCUAUAAGGAGAAGCCCCAGGAUGUGGAUCUGCCAUAUCCACUCAACAACUUUUCAGUGGCAAAAUGUCAGCUGAUGAAAACAGAGCGACCAAAGCCAAACACAUUCAUUAUCAGAUGUCUUCAAUGGACCACUGUCAUAGAGAGGACAUUCCACGUAGACACUCCAGAGGAACGGGAAGAAUGGACAGAAGCAAUCCAGGCUGUAGCUGACAGACUUCAGAGGCAAGAAGAGGAGAGGAUGAGCUGUAGUCCAACUUCACAGAUAGACAAUAUAGGAGAAGAAGAGAUGGAUGCUUCAACAACCCAUCAUAAAAGAAAGACAAUGAAUGAUUUUGACUAUUUAAAGCUACUGGGCAAAGGCACAUUUGGCAAAGUUAUCCUGGUCCGAGAGAAGGCUAGUGGGAAAUACUAUGCUAUGAAGAUUUUGAAAAAAGAAGUCAUCAUUGCAAAGGAUGAAGUGGCUCAUACACUUACAGAAAGCAGAGUAUUGAAAAACACCAGACACCCUUUUUUAACAUCCUUGAAAUAUUCCUUCCAGACAAAGGAUCGUUUGUGUUUUGUGAUGGAGUAUGUUAACGGAGGAGAGCUGUUUUUCCAUUUGUCGAGAGAGCGGGUGUUCUCAGAGGACCGCACACGCUUCUAUGGUGCAGAAAUUGUCUCUGCCCUGGACUAUCUGCAUUCUGGGAAGAUUGUGUACCGUGAUCUCAAGUUAGAAAAUCUAAUGUUGGAUAAAGAUGGACACAUAAAAAUUACCGAUUUUGGACUUUGCAAAGAAGGAAUCACAGACGCAGCAACUAUGAAAACAUUCUGUGGUACUCCAGAAUACCUGGCACCUGAGGUGUUGGAAGAUAAUGACUAUGGUCGUGCAGUGGACUGGUGGGGAUUAGGAGUUGUCAUGUAUGAAAUGAUGUGUGGAAGAUUACCAUUCUACAACCAAGAUCAUGAGAAACUGUUUGAACUGAUACUAAUGGAGGACAUAAAAUUUCCUCGAACUCUGUCUGCAGAUGCGAAAUCAUUACUAUCAGGCCUACUGAUAAAGGAUCCAAAUAAGAGGCUUGGUGGAGGCCCAGAUGAUGCAAAAGAAAUCAUGCGUCAUAGUUUCUUCGCUGGAGUAAACUGGCAAGAUGUAUAUGAUAAAAAGCUUGUACCUCCUUUUAAACCUCAAGUGACAUCUGAGACAGACACGAGGUAUUUUGAUGAAGAAUUUACAGCUCAGACUAUUACAAUAACGCCACCUGAAAAAUAUGACGAGGACGGAAUGGACUGCAUGGACAAUGAGAGGCGGCCGCAUUUCCCCCAGUUUUCCUACUCUGCAAGUGGACGAGAAUAACUUUUUUCUUCUGCUGCUUCACUGUCAUCUUAGGCUUAUCACUGAAAAUGAUUCCUGAACAUCACCACCAGUACUAGAUACUAUUUAAGAUAGCAGGGGCACUUUCGGAGACCAUUCCAAAUUGAACAAGUUUUUUUCCCAAACCUAUCUAAA